Messenger RNA from [Candida] anglica, 430 nucleotides. Lineage: Eukaryota; Fungi; Ascomycota; Pichiomycetes; Serinales; Debaryomycetaceae. The record is from the annotation of a GenBank genome assembly.
AAGUGAUAAUCCUUUCAAAUAAUCUUAUCAGAAAAUCUUUAAUUAAUAUGGGAAUUUUUGCUAAAGAAGAAGAUAAGCCAUCGCUUCCUCCAAACAAGGUUAAGAGAAAGGAAUGUUGGGAAAAAAGAGAUCUUUUUUUUGAAUGUCUCACUGCCAAUAAUAUCGAUAAUUCUUUAGAUCCAAAGCAAGAGAACAAGGUUAAAUCCGAAUGUGGCGCUCUUAGAACUGAAUUUGAAAAUAAGUGUGUGGCCAGUUGGUUCAAGUACUUCCAGGAGAAGAGAUACAGUGACUUGAUCCGCCAAAGAUACAUUGCAAAGCUUGAAUCGGAGGGCGCUCAACCAUUGCCAUUUAAGCUUGGUUCUAGAUAGGUCUAUAAGUUCAUCGAUCUUUUGCUCUAUUCUAUCUUGUAUAUAUUUAAAAUGAACGGUUU